AUGCGUUCUAUCAUGACCCUUCUUGCCCUCGUCAGUACCGCUCUGGCAGUUGCUCUACCGGAGCCUCAGAAGUGCAACCCAAGCUUCAACUGCUGCACAUACUCAGAGACACCUUGCAACACCCGAGGCGAUUCUUGUACAACGCUUUGCAAUGUAAGUCUAGAGAGUUUCCAUCUCGCAAAUAAUUCACAUUUUUGUGGCACAGGACUGACGUUCGUGGCUUUACAGGACAGAAAAGACAACGGUCACUGCAAUGACUUAGGAGCUGGUUAUCUUAGCUGUGACACCGCUUGGAAAUGA
Molecule: messenger RNA, 300 nt
Organism: Colletotrichum destructivum
Lineage: Eukaryota; Fungi; Ascomycota; Sordariomycetes; Glomerellales; Glomerellaceae
Exons: 1
Coding region: 1-300 (99 amino acids)
Source: RefSeq, a predicted model, not a curated record